GGUUGAGUCUUUGAAGACAAAAAAUUGUUUACUCUAUUAAUACAGAGAGUGAGAGGAAAGAAAGAACCAAGGGUUCAUUGCACAGAACACGGAGCGACCUUUUAAUAUAGAUAUAUAUAUUUUCUGUAUAUACUAUUUUGUAUGGUAUAUAUAUGCUCUGUACAAUAAAAAAAAAGUCAAAAAAGUUUGGAGUAUUUAUCUUCUACAAGACUGUGUUUCUGGUUAGGGUUUUUCUUUGAACUCUUCUCUUCAUUCCACCAUCUGGGUUUUGCUUAAUUAGUCUUAAUUCAGUUUUUUAGCACUGAUAAUUAUUUUUCUUGUUUUGGGUUUUUUUUUCUUGCUCGAAUAAAGUUUAAGGCUUUACUUUGUUUUUUCAAUUUUUGGUGCUUGUAGCUUUGUGAGUAGAGAACAACCUUGGUGUCUCACAGAUGCUGUUUUGUGUUUGAGCUUGAAUUUCCCGUCUUGGGUUGUGUUUGGAUAGAGGGGUGUUGUUUUCUUGUUCUGGUCUUGAGUGCUUGGUAAAGGUUGGUGCUUUACGUGUAAUUGAAGGAUUAGGUUUUCUUUUAUUUUUGUGUAGAAGUGUUUGGAUUCUGGGUUUGGUUAAUUUUGAGAAGGGUCUGUUUGGUUCUUACAAAAGAUUGGUGUUUGUGGUGGUGGUGGUUGUGUUGAUGAUGAUUCAUGGGGAGUAGAACGCAUAAUAAUUUUAAUAAUAAUAAUAAUAAUAAUAAAGCUGUGACCGAGAUGCCAAGCUAUGUACCUCAGCUAUCCACUUCUAAUCCCAUAUUCUAUCUUUAAUCAAUUAAAAUCUAGCAGCCAGGCAAUAGGUGCUGAUGUCCAGUUUGGCACUUUAAAUAAGUCCCUUGCAUCCUCAGAUAUAAAUCUAUCAGCUGCCAUUGUGGGGUCCCAGACAUUACCAUUGCAAAAAGAAGUGCAAGUAAAUCCAGUUUCUAUACACAGCAACCAUCCUGAGAAUUGGGGAGAGACCAAUAUGGCAGAAGCCAGUCCUAGAACUGAUACCUCAACAGAUGACACAGAUGAAAAAAAUCAAAGGUUUGAGAGAGGACAAUUAGUUGCAAUAGCAGCAUCCGAUUCCAGUGACAAGUCAAAGGAAAGAGCAGGGGAUCAGAAGACUUUAAGAAGGCUUGCUCAAAAUCGUGAAGCUGCCAGAAAAAGCCGAUUAAGGAAAAAAGCAUAUGUACAACAACUGGAGAGCAGCCGGCUGAAGCUGACUCAACUGGAGCAAGAGCUCCAGAAAGCCCGGCAACAGGGAAUUUUCAUUUCAAGCUCAGGAGACCAAACCCAUUCAAUGAGUGGAAAUGGUGCCUUGGCAUUUGAUGCAGAGUAUGCACGGUGGCUAGAAGAACAUAACAGGCAAAUAAGUGAGCUGAGGGCUGCAGUCAAUUCGCAUGCAGGAGAUACUGAACUUCGUACUAUUGUCGACAAUGUUGCUUCACACUUCAGUGAUGUUUUCAGGCUGAAAGGCACUGCUGCAAAAGCUGAUGUUUUCCACAUCCUAUCAGGGAUGUGGAAGACACCAGCAGAGCGUUGUUUCAUGUGGAUUGGUGGCUUUCGCUCAUCUGAACUCCUCAAGCUUCUUGUGAAUCAACUGGAGCCUCUAACUGAGCAACAGCUAAUGGGCAUUUACAACUUGCAACAAUCUUCUCAGCAGGCAGAAGAUGCUCUCUCACAAGGGAUGGAAGCGCUGCAGCAAUCACUGGCAGAAACCUUGGCUAAUGGCAACCCUGGCUCAUCAGGUUCUUCUGGGAACGUGGCAAACUAUAUGGGUCAAAUGGCCAUGGCCAUGGGAAAGCUAGGAACUCUAGAGGGAUUCCUUCGUCAGGCUGAUAAUCUGAGGCAGCAAACACUAGAACAAAUGCACCGUAUAUUGACAACUCGGCAAUCAGCCCGUGCUCUUCUAGCUAUACAUGACUAUUUCUCUAGGCUACGAGCCCUUAGUUCUCUCUGGUUGGCCCGGCCACAGGAAUGAGUAGCAGUAUGUUGCCCCCCAACAAAAUUAACAUGAAUAUCUACCACUUCACCACCCUCCUACUUGGCCUUCAGUUCUCAUCAUGCCAUUGGGUGGACUGCCGCUGGUGGUCUUAGUCAUCAUCAUCGGUGGUAAUUGUGGUGCGGAUAGGUCGCAAUUGGUGUAAUUAUUGGUUUCAUGUGCAGUUGUAACGCCAGAUUUGCUCACACAGAUGUAUGCUUAUCUUCUUGCUGUAAAACAAAUAGCGGCCAUAGUUGGUGUAAUUAUAGGUUUCAUGUGCAGUUGUAACGCCAGGUUUGCUCACACAGAUGUAUGCUUAUCUUCUUGUUAUAAAACAUCUAGUGGCAAUAAUUCGAUAAUGUUUGGUGUUUAUUAGAACUGAUGAUGGGAAAUAGGAGUGUCAUAUGUAACAUAGGUUACAGUUCUCAAUUGUUUUCCAGAAACCAAAUUAAGUCAGGAUUAUAGUUUCUAUCUGAGCUAUGGAGAUUUUUCUCA
Molecule: messenger RNA, 2482 nt
Organism: Populus trichocarpa (black cottonwood)
Lineage: Eukaryota; Viridiplantae; Streptophyta; Magnoliopsida; Malpighiales; Salicaceae
Product: transcription factor TGA2.3
Exons: 10
Coding region: 752-1987 (411 amino acids)
Biological process (GO): regulation of DNA-templated transcription; DNA-templated transcription
Molecular function (GO): sequence-specific DNA binding; DNA-binding transcription factor activity
Source: RefSeq, a predicted model, not a curated record